Mizuhopecten yessoensis (Yesso scallop) is the source of this 4670-nucleotide messenger RNA. RefSeq lists its product as uncharacterized. Gene Ontology annotation, biological process: spermatogenesis. The transcript is spliced from 19 exons. Gene Ontology annotation, molecular function: metal ion binding. The coding region runs from base 100 to 4650 and encodes 1516 amino acids. The record is from RefSeq and is a predicted model, not a curated record. NCBI's taxonomy places the organism in Eukaryota, Metazoa, Mollusca, Bivalvia, Pectinida, Pectinidae.
CACGUGUGACUUGCGGGAUUGCGGGGAAUAUGUCAAUCUGUCAAACAUGAAAACAAACGUGCUUAUUUGAGUUUCAAUUGUCAAAUAUACUCGAACAUCAUGUCUGCCUCCCAGCGUAGUCUUGUGAGUCUGGGCAAGAAAGUGACGGAGAAAGUGGAAAAUAUCCGGGAUCAACGUCACCUGUUGUCUGCCAUUCUUGAUGAGUAUAUAGCAGAUAGUGAGAGAGAUGCUGAAAGUCUACUUGCUAUCACAGACAAAGGCAUGUUUAUGCAGAGUUUUGUGGAUGUCAUGCAGAACUUGGACAGGUGUUACAACACCUGUUUCCUUCUUACCACAGAGGCUGAAAAUCUUAUUGAAGAAGCACAACGAGCCAGUCCCACACUGUGUCUGCCUGUACUAGACUCAAACAAGCUAGCCAAGCACACUUGUGGAGAGGAUAGUUUGCUCACUGUCGAUUUGCCUGCUGCAUCAGUGAACAAACAGGAUGCUGUGAGGACAGAGAGCUGCAGGUCCUGUCUGCAGGAUAGAGGUGGUCCCCCUCCUUCAGGAAUGGACCAGCCCACAGUUCUCAAUGUCAACCUGAAUGAGAACGCCUCUAAACCAGCUGCUCAGAAGCAUGUAUGGAAUAUUAAACCAGAUGAUGACACAAAGGAAUCCUGUUCUGAACUGAAGCAUUCUUCCCCCACUGAUGUUCACAAGAUAUCUGACUGUUCUGCGAUCCCGAACACAGCUCGGCCAAGGCUUGAUAUGAAUGUUGCCAAGCGAUGUCUGAGGACUGUCAUCAAACAAGCAGAAAGUGAUAACGGUGAAAGGAAACAUCGCAAAACACGACGUGUCAGAACUGAUUCUAAAGGAAAGCAAAAAAUUAAAGAAAGUGAAAGUGCAGUAACAGGAGAAAUAGAGAAUGUCUUGGUGGAUACUCGAGGGUCUAUCAAAGCGGAACAUGAUCUUCAAAACUUUGCCAAGGGAAACACAGCUUCCAAGGAUUGUAAGGACAUCUGUCCUUCAACUCGGAGCAAAACUAGUUCUUCUCAAAACAUCGAUCUCUCGUCAGAAAACAAUAACUGUUCAUCAGAAAAUAUCAGUAUGUCAACACAAAACGCCAAUGUGCCACCUCAGAAUUUCAAUGUAUCGGCUCACAAUGCUAAAGAGAAUUUGCUUAAUGUGGAGGAUUUUUUAAACAAAUUAGACAAGCCAAACGCCUCUGAAAAUACAAAGUUAGUAACAUCGGAAAUAAAAACGGAAGAGGUGUACGAUGCAAGGAAUGAUUGUGACUCCAAUGUAAAUGCAUAUGUAAGUCUACCAACAACUACAUCUUCUGUGGACAAAUCCUCUGCUGUAUCACCACAGACUUCUCACAGUUUUGAUACGGUCUUGACACCCAAACAGAACUUAUGUCAAGCUACAUUUGAAGAGGGGUUACCGUAUGGACUAGGGCCUACCCUAGCUCAUGCAGAGUUGUGUGUAGGACAACCUGUUACAGUGGAGGUGCUGGAACCCACAUCACCCUGGAAGUUCUACAUCCAGCAGGUCGGGUUUGGGCUGGACAAACUCAUGGAGCAGAUCUUUUCCUACAUGAUCAAACAUGGAGAGGAUAAGAAUCUGAUAAAGAAACCAGAAAAGAAUAUGACAUGUUUGGCUAAAUUCUCACAAGAUGGGCUAUACUACAGGGCUAGAGUGAUGCAGGUGUACCCCACACAAGAUACGGAGGUACCAGUAGACAUCCUGUAUGUUGACUAUGGCAACAGAGAAGAGGGUACAUCUGCCCACCUGCGAGAACUCCCCGAGAGAUUCACCAGUCUCCCUAUACAGGCAAUACAGUGUGCUCUGGCCAAGGUUGCACCUGUAAACAAGUACAAUGUCUGGACGGAGGAUGACAUUUCAGCUUUUACCCAGUUUGUGUAUAGUCAGAACUUCAGUUGUGUGUACGUGGGUGGGACUGAGGAGGGCCUGCCACAGCUGAUAGAGCUAUACCUGUAUGUUCCCCGCCCAACCGUCACUGGGGGGCAGCUUUACAUUCACAACACAGUCUCUACCGUCAACAUUGCCACCGUCCUCGUCAACCAGGGUCGUGCUCGUGACACUGCCAUCAUAGACCAGAUAGAAGCAUUACGCAGGAUGUAUAAACCAUCUGUUUCGACUUCACAGCCACUGCCAGGUAAAAUAACGGUCAAACAAAUGUCUGACAAAGGGAGAGUACCACAACAGUCGAAUACUGCUACUUCAUCUGGUCAAACUUCUUUAUUAACUGAAAAAGGUAAAAUUCCUCGACCAAUGAAACUGCCUAGACCUAAAGUAGCUGCUCAUAAAAACAAAGUGAUGUCUGUAAAGAGCAUUGUGGCUGCAGCUUCUGGUGUCACUCCGGAAUCAGGUACUCAGGAUACCAUGGAGAAAGUCAAGCAAGGAGGAUUUGUGCAGAUAGAGUCAGCCACACAACACAAAGUCACAUCAGGAGGUGGUUCUCAUCAUAAAGUAGGACCAAACACUGGUAUAGUAUUGCACGACACAGGACCAGCUGUACUGCAGCCGAGAGAGGCAGAUACUGGGCAUAGCAAGCAUGAUGGUUGUGACCAAAGGCAGGAAGAAGACAAACAAAAUAUUGCAGUGUUGCCUAGCCAGGAACAGGUCAGUUCAGAUGUAGCACAGCCAAAUCAAAAAGAAGACAGCACAAAUGUGAAAAAAGCAAGCGAAGAUGAUCAAAAUUCAGAGGAAGAUAGGGGAAACAUUUUCACAACUCCAACUCCUCAAAGCUCUGUCCCAGACAACAGCAGCACUUCCACCACUGCCAAUGAAACUCAAAGUAUUGCAGACUUCCUGGCUAACCUGCCAUUAGCCAACAUCAAGAUUCCCAACAUUUUACAGAGUGAUGAACAACUGUCUGUGAUAUCAUCAGAGGGUUGCUCUGUACCAGCAGCAAAUCAGGGGGAGACAACUUCAGAGAACUCCUCAUACAGAAACAUUGACUUAUGCUCAAAAUGUUUCAAUGUGAUGUUGUCACACGCUGUAUCACCAGAGCACUUCUACAUCCAUAUAGUUUCUGAGACGGUUGGCAAAACACUGGACAAUAUGAUGAAAAACUUGAACUACCAUUUUGAACAGAUUGGUAGGAAGAAUUUACAACAGCUCAACAGAAGUUACACACCAGACCUUGAUGAUUUGUGCUGUGCCCGAUUUUCAGGGGAUAAUUUUUUCUACAGGGCAGUUGUGACAGAAGUUGUUGCAAGUGAGAGUUCCUCUUCUGCCUCAAAAGUACAUGUGUUUUACCUGGACUUUGGAGAUCGGGAGUGGGUGCCACGAUGGAAACUGUUCCCACUUCCUGAAGAGUUCAAGGAUACCCCUCCACUAGCUCUGAGCUGCUCUCUUGCAUACAUCAAACCUGUAGUGACAUCACAAGAUAGUGAUGCUCUCUGGCCAGCAAAUGUCACACAGGAGUUCAUCAAACAAGUUGGGUUUGAAAACCCUAUACAGAUGAUAGUCCUGUCAGGCACCCUCUGCUUUGAUAUGAAAAGAAAACCAGCUUGUGGAAUGGUGGACUCUGGUAUCCUGAAGGUGUUCUUGGUCGGUUCAGAGGACGAAGAGGAAGUCUGUGUCAACAUGGACCUCAUACGUCUUGGUUUAGCUACUAUUGACUCACGCUACAGUCAGGAGAUUGGACUACCCAAUGCCCCCGGGGAUGUAGAAUUAGGGGACUGGGACCCCAUGGCUGAGGAUUACCUGUCCAUAAGGAACAGCUACAACAUUGAUGUUGAUGACCCGGGAGUAGCUACAGUCCAGUACAAGGCACAAGAUGAAAAACAAAUCUGUAAAUACUUUUCCAAUAAUAGCUGUUGGAGAGGAGACAGAUGUCCAUACAGACAUGUCCAGGUCACAGGGGGAGUGACCAUGGAUAGGGAACCAGUGUAUGGUGGACUGGAUGAAGCUCAGAUUGAGGCUCUGCUACCUGAGUGUGACACCUGUGUAGCCAUAGAAAUCGCCACCAUCCUCAAUCCUGCCCACUUUUACAUCAUUCUUCCCUGGGGAAAGAGGACGCUGGACUCGCUCCUUGACCCUAGUGCCACCGAUCCUGGUGAAGAUGAGGAGACUUUGGAUGAACUUGUCAACUCACUGCAGUCGCACUAUGGAAACAUGUCAUUUUCCCAGAAGACACUGGUACAUUAUGCGGAGGGUGAACUAGUGGUGGCUCGAUUUGUACAAGAUGGACGUUGGUACCGUGCAAAAGUCCUCCGAUCUGACGACAGAGAGCGGGAUACAAAGAUCCAGGUGUUCUAUGUAGAUUUUGGAAACAAAGAAUGGGUAUCAGAGCGUGACAUCAAAUCCAUGGAGCCUCAGUUUCUUCAUCUUCCAUUCCAAGCCAUUGAGUGUUUCCUUGUUGACAUAGAACCAGUCGGCCACUCAGAUCAGUUCUCACAGAAAGCUAAGAAAAUGUUCCAACAAAUGACUGAUGGCAAAACCCUGGUAGCUUACGUCAAAUCAAGAUCAUGGAGUGGCUGUUUGUACAUUGACCUGUUUGACACUAGCAGUGAGGAGGAUAUCAACAUUGGUAAGGUGCUCAUAGCACAGGGUCUGGCCCAGGUACCCAGACCACAUUCGGAAACAAGCCUGACGAGUCGUUCAGGCAGUGAGGGCUCCCUCCUCCUCAUUCCUGGCUAGGUGUCUGUAUUGGAGAUUUA